ACUCGACAGAAGUCACAGGAAGAUUUUCCCCGACAUGUCUCGACAUCGGGAAAUGUCAUCAUUGAAGCUGAUUCACCCCUAGCUCCGGAACUUACCGCGGAAGCACUCCCUGUUAAAGUAAAAAUCCCACAAAUUGGCAUGUAUGAUGGUACCUCGGACCCAGAUGCGCACUUGGGUCAUUAUACGUCGUGGAUGGAUUUGCAUGGGGCCUCAGAUGCUCUGAGGUGUCGGAUAUUCUCUCUUACACUGGGGCCGCGAGCACAAAAGUGGUAUUAUACUCUUCCACCUCAUUCAAUUUGGAAGUGGCAACACUUACGAGCGGCUUUCCGAUCACACUUCAUCAGAGCUCAAAUAUGCCUCAUCCCAAAAGAAUCAAUUACUAAUAUCGUGCAAAAGGACGACGAAACUGUUAAGGACUACAUGUCUCGCUUUAAUGACCGAAUUCAGAAUAUGGAACCUUGUCACCCUGAGAUCUUGUUAGUGACCGCAAUUGCUGGACUGAAACCCAACUCAAUGUUUCGCUGGACCCUAUGCCAAAACAAACCGGCUACGUUUCAAGAAUUCCUUGUACGAGCUCAACAAUUCAUUAUUGACGAGGAAUCGAUGUUGGUUUUCACGUAUUCUACUCUUUUCGGUACGUCGACCGAUAACUGCAAAAAAUCCAAGGCACAUGACAAAUCAGGCUCUUCACCUUGCAUAACUCGAAUCAAUUCUAAUGCUAAACAGUUGGACACUUCUCGGCGGAAAACCAAAGCCUAUGCCAGGGAGGCACAAAAUGCCGAGAAACGAGUCAUGAACGUUGAUCUUCGAGAUACCAUUAAUCAGCGGAAUUGUCCUAUCACAUUCAAUAUCGAAGACGCUAAUUUAUUCGCUCAUCCUCAUUCUGACACCCUUAUUAUCACAGCCCCGAUUGGAGGGAUUCCUGUCCACCGAACUAUGGUCGAUACAGGAGCUUAUUCAAGUAUUUUGAUGCUCCGCACUUUCGAGAAAUUGGGUUUGGACCCAGUAGAUAUUAGACCUUGCAACGACCAAAUUCAAGGUCUUAAUGGAAGCAUCUCUCGCCCUGUCGGUGAAAUAUUACUCCCUAUUCAAUUUGGCGGUUUUGGACCGAAAUCCAAGAUUAUCAUGGAGACUUUCAAAGUUUUGGAUGUUCAGAAUGAAUAUAAUGUUGUUGUAGGACGAACUGCACUUUACAAACUCCGUGCUGCC
Molecule: messenger RNA, 1209 nt
Organism: Striga hermonthica
Lineage: Eukaryota; Viridiplantae; Streptophyta; Magnoliopsida; Lamiales; Orobanchaceae
Source: the annotation of a GenBank genome assembly